Messenger RNA from Oppiella nova, 1133 nucleotides. The record is from the annotation of a GenBank genome assembly. NCBI's taxonomy places the organism in Eukaryota, Metazoa, Arthropoda, Arachnida, Sarcoptiformes, Oppiidae.
AAAUGUUAAGAAUUGUAACAUUGUACACAUUCAUACUAAUUUGCAAUUCGCAAUCAUUGUCUAAUGGGGUAAAUGAAGUUGCAAAUUCAUUCGUAGAUCUUUCUAGUGCUCUACACGCUUUACUAAACAAGGUCCCUGUGAAUAGAAAAUAUGAUUAUUGUUUUGGCAAUUAUACGAAUGGAUUCAAUGGUUUUAUUAACCAUAUGACUGGUCUUCUGCCGAUGAGUCCCAAUCAAAUGGACGUGAAGUUCCUGUUAUUCACGUGCAAUAAUCGGGAUAACUCUCAAAACCUAACUUACCUGUCCCAACCUAACGAGUGGACAGCCGCCGGCUUUAACAUUAGUGCCAGGACCAAAUUUAUCGUUCACGGCUGGCUUGAAAAGUACCCUGGUGGAAUUCAAUCAGAUUGGUAUAAUUGGAUGGAGCAAAUGAAAAACGUAAUUUUGAACAACUCGUGCGCUAAUGUCGUGGCAAUCGAUUGGUAUAAACCAGCAAGUACAUCGUAUUUAAUCCAAUCGGUGUCCAAUACUAAAAUUGUGGGACAAAUGAUUGGUUGUGUAAUCAAUAGACUGUCCGCUAAUUUAGGUGUUGAUCCGCAAGACAUUCAUCUGAUUGGUCACAGUUUAGGAUCACAUGUGGUGGGCUUUGCGGGCAAACACGUAACCAACCCUAACGUAGGUCAUAUCACGGCAACUGACCCUGCUGGACCCGGCUUUAUUGGACAGCCUCCUCACAACAGAUUAGCUGUCGGUGACGCCAGCUUUGUUAGCGUCAUUCAUACGAAUGGCAUUCCAAUCAAUGGUUUACCUGUAAUCCAAGGUCAGGGUUAUUCGGAAGCUCUGGGAAAUAUUGAUGCUUAUGUUAAUGGAGAUGUAAAGAAAAAGAUCCUCUGUAAUCACAUCCGCUCUAACUAUUAUGCGAUUACCGAUCAGUCCGACCCUCAAAGCACAGGCUGUCAACCCAUUGCCUAUAAGUGCGACUCGUAUGACAACUUCUUGAGGGGUCUGUGCGCUGACGGCAGUGAUAGUCUUCCCAUGGAAUUGGAUCUCAAUUAUUGGGACAACAAAUCCAAUUGGGAUACGACUGACACCAACAAUAAGUAUUACAUCAAUACUGGAAACGUGUUGGAACCU